This is a messenger RNA of Bombus impatiens (common eastern bumble bee), 3098 nucleotides long. RefSeq names its product IQ and ubiquitin-like domain-containing protein. The record is from RefSeq and is a predicted model, not a curated record. Bases 1351 to 2895 code for a protein of 514 amino acids. NCBI's taxonomy places the organism in Eukaryota, Metazoa, Arthropoda, Insecta, Hymenoptera, Apidae. Gene Ontology annotation, biological process: cilium assembly. Gene Ontology annotation, cellular component: motile cilium; acrosomal vesicle. The transcript has 5 exons.
UAAAACGCGAUUCGGAGAAGAUGCUUGCUCGCACUUGCUUAGUUACGAUUCGUACAUUUUUGACUUCAUCGCCUCCUCGCAGAAUCACGAAUGUUUCAUGUGCAGAUGUAUCUUUAGUCAGCUGCUGGCGAUCCAAUUAAACACAAAUUAAAUUUCCGUGUUCAGUCGGCCACAAACGUUGAAUAAGCGAAAUGUAAACAUUUAGUUCAUGGGACUAGUUUACACGUGCAAAAUGAAUUCUCCAUGUUAUUACAUGUUCCACGAAAUCUAAUUAAAUUACAAUUCGUCCAAUCCAAAAUCUAUAGCGAGUCUUACUAUGUAUAUAAUCCAGCCAACCUCCAACCAACUAAGCUUACUAUUUCUCUGAAGCCUGCGUAUCCUACGUACAAAUUCAGAAAAUCGUAAUUUUCAUUUUCCAUCUUUUACUCCAGUAUCAUCUUAUUCCAGAGUUUCCAAUGUUUCCGUGAGCAAGAUGAAAGACAGACAAAGAAAAAGAGAGAGUGAGAUAUCUGGGACGACCCGGUAUUCUAUAAUGACUCGAUUGAAACUGUGUUAAACGAAAGAAGGGGGUGGAAAAAAAGUAGAAAAGUUAAAAUCAUUUUAAACGAAAUAAGAGGGUGUAAAAAAAGUGGAAAUAAACUACACGCGGGCACACAUGCGUGUUUUUCUUGUUUAAAGGGCCAAAUUAUACGCGAUGCAUUGAAUGCAUCGACCGUACAACGCGCGCUGGUACACAAGUUUUACGGUUCUCCGCGUUCUCGCCGGUGCAUUUCCGCGCACUCCGGAAUUACCAGCUGGAUUUCCAUCAGCCAUAAAACCUUGAAGGGUGCAUUCCUCUGUUCGCCGCAGAUGCUAAAGCUUUAGCCGGCGUUUGGCAGGAUAACAAAGAAUUAAGCGCUGCUCGGGGCCUGAAUUAACAGGUGCAGUUUGAUUAUAAGAAGGAGAAGCUUCUAGGAGGAAAUUAUCGAAGAUCGAGAAAAGUGAAACGACAUAAAGAUGUUGGCACUAUUUUACAAUCGCUGAUCCUCCAUUUUUUCCAGAUCAGUUCGAUUUUAAAAUCGAGAAGAAACUUACACAAGGAAAUUAUCCAAAGAUAGAUAGAGGAAAGUAAAACAAAACGAUUAUCAACGUGGAAAACGACGGUGGAGGUCGGAAGACACGUAAAAACAAUUCCGGCGAUUAAAUCCGAGUAGUCAGUUUCGGUCGCUCUUCCUCUCGUGGAGUCCAACAACGCUCGUUUGGAAUUGUAAAACGGCGGACGAUGCAAUCCUCCGAACGAAUCCUUUAAACCUUGGCACAUUAAUUCGAUCGACCGUGUAGCCAUACCACUGAUGACUAAUUAAAGUUCAAAUGGAGAAUUCAGAGAUUAAAACACAAUCAUACUUAGUUGGCUGGAAACACAAACUGACUGGAACUAUUUAUCGGAACACGUGCACGCAAACUGGUAAACAUGACGGCAAAAAUGACAAAAGAACGCAGACAAAUUUUACCGUGGAUAAAUUUACGAAUGUGGAAUGCGACGUUGAAGUGCAGACGAAUUUCUUUCCUAACGUCCGCGACAGAUUUAUACAAAGUUUUAGAAAUUCCAAGGAACCGAGAUUCAAGGAUUACUCGAACGAGAAGAUUCUAGAGAGCAUCGUAAAGAUACAGAGGUUUUACAGAGCUCACCGCGGCCGGCAAACCACGAUCUCGUCGAGCGGCGUUUCAGCCUGCGCUAAGAACACGAACCGGCGGCAAAUACAGCCAGUACCGAGAUUCUAUCGCAGCCGGGAUUUCGUGAUACUAAACCGCACGUCGCCGAGUACCAGGGCGGACUUCGAGUUGCUGUACAAUCUGCUGGAUCGUUGGCGUAUCUACGAGACGAAGAGUGCGAGUGAACAGCUGUUCCUGUCGUCCAGGAUCGCAUUGUGCAGUUUAAUCCUAUCAAAGGAGGUAGAGCUAUUACGAGCUAUUGAUUCGAGGAAAACCGCUAUCAAAUUAAAAAAGAGAGAGCAAUCGUACAGAAAAUUCUUGGAUGAGUUGUGCAAGCCUGUCGUAUGGAAAACCAGUCAUGGAGAAUCGAUUCCUGUAAUUACACCGUUUGUACAGCACGCCAGAUGCUUUAGAGACACGUUCGAAGAGUUGUCGAAGGAAAAUAUGACUGUUAAGGAAAGAAUUGAGAUGUUGUCUAAAUUGAGAAAGGAUAUAGAGCCUCAUACGUGUAAGGAAUCUGAUGAACUGGUACGUCUGUUGAAUCAAGAGAUUGAUCUGUUGACCCGUAACGUGGAGGAAAGUAAGUUGAAUUGGUUAAGAAGUGGCCUGAAGAUGGCUUUUUUGAGAUUGGCAAGGGAGUCCUUGAGAAACGAGCGAGAGGAUUCGAGGCUGAUCAGUUGGUUCCGGACCAGUUGUAAAACUAUCUGCAGGAGCUGCGGCAGACUAUUGCCUCUCGAGAAGUUCCCACGCGAGAAACGGUCCCGUUCCUCUUCGUGCAAUUACUGUCUCUACGUGAGAGUUCGCACUGGGCCUCGGCUCGUAUACGAGCCCUAUCAAAGACUUCUUCGUGAUGUAAGACGUCGCGAAGCUAGAAUCUAUUGUUACACUAGUCUGGCUUUUGUUAUUGAUGCAAAAGCCGUUUACCAUUUGGUGAACGAUAUUUGGCACGGAAAAUCGGCCAUUUCCGAAAACGAUAAUUUAGAAGAGUUGAGGUUGGUGAGAUUUCGAAAUGACGAAGAGUGGUCACCAUGGAAUUGUCUUUUAUUAACCAUGACGGAAGCCUCGUUGCAUCAAAAGGUAGUUGACCUCGAUAAGUUUUACGGACCGAUGAUACUACAAAAGUUCUGCACGAAGAAUCUUCAGGCCAAACUUCGGUUCGAGUUCGUGGCCAAAUUCAAGAGCCUUCGUGGGAAUAAACAAUGAUAUUAAACGCUCAUUUAUUAUUGUUCUUCGUGGGAAGUUAAUUAACGAGUUGCGGAUACUUUCUUCAGCGUACAGUAAAAGGAUAGAGUAAAGAAAGCGAAGUUUGAUAUCACGUUGGGAGUGUUGAGCGAAUAGUUAGAUGCUGAGAAUAUUUAAUUCGUAUACAUGGAAUAUCUGGUAUAAAAUAAAAGUAUUUUCAUGAU